Molecule: messenger RNA, 318 nt
Organism: Candidozyma duobushaemuli
Lineage: Eukaryota; Fungi; Ascomycota; Pichiomycetes; Serinales; Metschnikowiaceae
Gene: RPL30
Product: 60S ribosomal protein eL30
Exons: 2
Coding region: 1-318 (105 amino acids)
Cellular component (GO): cytosolic large ribosomal subunit
Molecular function (GO): structural constituent of ribosome; RNA binding
Source: RefSeq, a predicted model, not a curated record
AUGGCCCCAAAGAACAAGAACACUGACAACGUCAACGCCAAGUUGGGCUUGGUUAUGAAGUCCGGUAAGUACACCUUGGGCUACAAGUCCACCGUUAAGGCUCUCAGAGCUGGUAAGGCCAAGUUGAUCAUCAUCGCUGGUAACACCCCAGUCUUGAGAAAGUCUGAGUUGGAGUACUACGCUAUGUUGUCUAAGACCCAGGUCUACUACUUCGCCGGUGGCAACAACGAGUUGGGUACCGUCUGCGGUAAGUUGUUCAGAGUCGGUACCAUGGCCAUCUUGGACGUCGGUGACUCUGACAUUUUGUCUGCUAUCUAA